AUGCAGCCCGUGAACUCGAUCUACUUGCUGCUUCUGGUCGCUCCUAUCACAACCGCAGUUGAUUCUAACCAACUAAUAUCAGCUAUUGUGCUAUUCCGCCAUGGAGCUCGUGCGCCCACCGACAAACUGUCGAACGACACCUUUCAGCAGUACUUCCCUAAUGGGCUUGGGGAACUGACCGAU
Molecule: messenger RNA, 183 nt
Organism: Ostertagia ostertagi
Lineage: Eukaryota; Metazoa; Nematoda; Chromadorea; Rhabditida; Trichostrongylidae
Source: the annotation of a GenBank genome assembly